GACUUUGAAUAUCGAUAGCGGAUACCGGUGUGAUUGUGCUAUGUGCUGUGUUUUGUUCUGUUCUGGUAACCGAAUUAUGACCGUUUGAAUUUGAAUUUAAAUUAUUAUUUGUGUAGUAUAUGUACUUUUAAAAUCAUAAAUCAUGACUUCAGAGUUUCUAAAAACUCCUGAUGAAUUGAAAGUUUACGGGACAGAUCUGUAUGAUCUUCUAAUACCCUUCUCUUCGGUCAAAUAUAAAUCUGAACCAAAAACUAUCUUACAAGUUGUGGAUGAUGUUUUCUACUUUUGGUCGCCAAAAGAAUCAUGCGUUGUUGCUGUAUUUCAAAUUGAUUUAAUUCCAUUUUUCAAUGGAAAAUACCAGUUGCUCAGACCAACUCGAUCAUUGGAUGCCGAAAUGGAGGUAAACAGCAUAUUAGUAAAUGUAGAUUCUAGCAAGUUGGCUCUGGUGUGUGAUAGUCACAUUGUGAUCCUCAACAUCCCGGAAAGGAGUGGUCCAGGCUGCUAUUUCCUAUCAGGAAUGGACAACAUUCUAUGCAAAUCUAUAAAUGUGGGAUGGUCGGAGUGCCAGUAUGUUGGGAGAGUACGCUGGAUCAACAACGAUUUGCUGCUGAUAUUGUACGGUGAACACAUGGAGGUACGCGACUGCAGCAAGGAAAAUGCACCACUAAUGCAUAAAUGGCCUGCCAACGAUGUCGUCGAUUUUGAAAUACUUUUUCCACUCAAGAAUGAGAACUUUUACAAGCCGAAACAUAUCAACCGAAUACGUGUUUUUCUAUUGAAAGAAAACGGAGAUGUUCACACAGUGAAUGUUUAUAUUAGUGGUGACGGUAUUACAAUAAGUUUUCGGAAAACUGAUUAUGAAGGUAUCGUGAGAAUGCUCCCUCCACCUGAAGAUAACUAUGGAGUUGAAGCAUAUUCCCUUAUAGUUCUCGAAGGAUCGCCUAGGAAGCUUGUGAUUGCAAGUCGAAUCGGGGUGUUGAAUCACUUCGUCAUACUCAUCAAGGAGAAUGAAAACCCUUCAAUCCCUACACCAGAAGUUUACCUGUAUGCGAUCGGGACUGUGGAGUUGGAUAUCAACGGCCUGAGGUUUGAUGUUACCAAAGAGAAAGCCGCUUCUGCCAAGGGAAAGCAGAAACUGAACGUUAGUUCCUGUGAAUUAGAUAAUCCGAAAGGGAGUCUUGAUGAAAUAAGCCUGGAAGAGGAAAAUAAUGAUGAUUUUAUGACAGCUAUUGCUCUAGUACCUGAUAACACUUCCGAUUUGAGGUAUUUUGCAAUGCACAAGGCUGGCAUCCACUGCAUUACUACACCAAGAAUAGACGACUAUCAAGCAUAUGUAAAAGCGCUUGAGAAAGAUAUUGACAAAUCGAAUGUGACAAUCACAGUUGACUACAUAGUGGUAACGCGGAGCAAUCUUAGCAGUACACAUAGUCAUGCGCCUUUUGGAGUAGUUUGUGUCGACGUGAAAAACCCAUUUCUAAUUAUGGUUUUCCAAAACAGCAUCAAAUCGAAGUUCUAUCACAAAGGCUCCUGUAUGCAAAUACGCACUGCACCACAUGAUCUUUAUUCAGCUCUUGACAAAAUUCCAACCACUCCUUAUAUUGACCUUGAUGAAAGUGAGUCUAUGACACCCAUGACGAAAAUGGAGCUUCUCUGUUUGAUGGAAAAUCAUAUCAAAAACAAUGUGAUACCUCCGCACAAACGUGUCAAGAAAAUGAUGAAUCAUUGCAAGGCGAAGGCAGCGAAACAAAAAUUGCAGCAGCAAGUUAAACUUCAGGAGAUAAUGGAAGAGAAAAAUGAGGUGCAAUCCAAAGCUGAACAGCUUGCCGAAAAAUGUGAAGAAAUCCAUGAGAGGAAUAAUAUUCUGUCGCAGAGGUUAUAUGAAUGUGUAAAGCAUAUCAACCAAUUGAACCCAAGCCAACGCGCUGAGAAAGUCAUAAGCCAAACUUUACAGCUACAAGCAAAGAAACUGGAAGUCCUCAAAAUGAGAUUCGAUUAUUUCCAUAAAAAGGUGGAAUUAUUCAAGGCUGUGGUGCAACAAGAUAUAAAAAAUGCUGGCAUUGAUCAGAAUGAUUUUGAACAAAACCCAGAGACUGGAUUGACCAAGGAACAACAGAAUCGUAUGCAGAAUAUACUCAGCGACAUGGCAACGCAAAUUGAACAGAACAUCGAAAGCGUAAAAAAGUUGUCUACAUUUUGUUAGUCGUGAAUAUCAUAUUUCAUACUUUUCUUUUAUAAGUUUAGUUUUUAUUGACUACUGUUUGUUGUUCAUUCACAAUGAACAAAAAAAUCCCAGCAACACUGGUCUGUUGCUCUACUGUCAAAUAUUACAAUUUUUAAGUUUGUUGUAAAGUAUCUCGAACUCUAACUGAUCUGAAUUAUGUAGCAUAUAACCUUUUUAUUUAUUAAGACAGCAGGUUACCCCUUAUGUGUCUCCUUCACAAAUAUAGCAAUAUAAAAUCAUUAUAAAAUGGAAAUACAAUAAGCAAUUUCAUUAAAAGCAAUGUUAUAGGUAAUAAGUAAUAUUAUUAAAAGGAUAUUGAUAUCAUAAACGGGGUUUACAAACGGGGUUUACUACAGUAUUCAAGAAUUUAUGGAUGGAGAAUGAGGCUUUUGGGAGGAUUAAAUUACAAUGUACAUUGUGGAAUGUGAUGUAUAUAAUAUAUGUUUAUAUGUAUUCCUUUAUUUUUUGACAAAUAGUCCUUGACGAUUUCCUAUACUCUUUAAAUAGUCUCCAGGGAGAAAAUUUAAUCAAAUCAAAUCAAAUAAUCGCUAUCAAUCACUGGUAGAAAUACCCAAGUGACUGAGAUAUUAGCAAAUGAGUCAUAAAUAAAAAAAAUUGUGUUAACCAGAAUCCUGUAAAUCCUGCAUUCUCUACAGAGGUAAACAUACCCAAAGAUUCCCCUUUGCAAUU
This is a messenger RNA of Nilaparvata lugens (brown planthopper), 2911 nucleotides long. RefSeq lists its product as uncharacterized. Gene Ontology annotation, cellular component: nuclear pore. The transcript has 14 exons. The record is from RefSeq and is a predicted model, not a curated record. Gene Ontology annotation, biological process: mRNA export from nucleus; ribosomal small subunit export from nucleus; protein import into nucleus. Bases 143 to 2200 code for a protein of 685 amino acids. Lineage: Eukaryota; Metazoa; Arthropoda; Insecta; Hemiptera; Delphacidae. Gene Ontology annotation, molecular function: structural constituent of nuclear pore.